Molecule: messenger RNA, 2139 nt
Organism: Pezoporus flaviventris
Lineage: Eukaryota; Metazoa; Chordata; Aves; Psittaciformes; Psittacidae
Gene: FGF23
Product: fibroblast growth factor 23
Exons: 3
Coding region: 599-1351 (250 amino acids)
Biological process (GO): fibroblast growth factor receptor signaling pathway; animal organ morphogenesis; regulation of cell migration
Cellular component (GO): cytoplasm
Molecular function (GO): type 1 fibroblast growth factor receptor binding; growth factor activity
Source: RefSeq, a predicted model, not a curated record
UAAACUUACACCAUAAUGAAGGAGGAAUCAGGCCCAGAGCAAACUAAUAUCAGAUUUUGGUACAUUUGCAAAAUAUUGUAUCAGUAUUUGCUGUUUCCAGUAGUAAAUCAGAUCUAGUUUGGAAACCGAGGGUGCAGGUGGCAAUCUGAAUAAACACGUCUGGAAAAAAAAGGGAUUGUUCAGGUUUGGAGGGUCAUUCCCUUCAGUAAAAGUAAACUGCAGUGGAUUGCUCUUCCUGGACCGAACAGUAGGGGCGUGGGAAGCUUUCAGAUGUCACAGGGUUGUCGAUAACAUUUGAACAUAUGAUUAGCUUUCGUGAGCUGUCUUUAGAAACCUUACAUUUCUUCCCCCCCGCACCUUAGCCAGAGAUCCUUCCCUUGAGGUUUCGGGCCACUUAAAAUGUUGCUUUGACAAAAAUCAAGGAUGUGGAGAAGUUUUUCCUGUGUGAUGUCACUUUGCUGCCCUUUAUAAGACUCUGCAGAAAAGAAGGGAACUUAUCUGAGGGUUCACUCUCCAAACACAGGUGACCAGGAGCAAGCAAGAAGCACAGACUCACAUCAAGUUGCAGAUACCGACCAACUGCAAGGAAGGGUGAGCCAUGCCACAGAGCAGUGCUUACUACCUGCUGCUGGUACUCUGUAGCCUGAAGGCUACCCUCGCCUUUCCCAACUCCUCUCCACUGCUGAAUCCCAGCUGGGGGAAUGAAGAUCGCCUGAUGCACCUCUACACAGAUACAGAGAGGAACAGCUUCCAUCUCCAAAUCAAUGCUGAUGGCUAUGUUGAUGGUGCUCCUCACCAAACUAUUUACAGUGCCCUAAUGAUCAAGUCCGAGGGUGCUGGCUCAGUGAUAAUCACAGGUGUGAAGAGUGGACGCUACCUGUGUAUGGACAUGAGAGGAAACAUUUUUGGUUCGCAUUACUUCAGUCAAGACGACUGUGUGUUCAACCACAAGACGCUGGAAAAUGGAUAUGAUGUGUACCAAUCUCCCAAACACAACUUCCUGGUUAGCUUAGGCAGAGUUAAACAAGCUUUUCUCCCUGGUGUGAAUCCACCACCGUACUCCCAGUUUUUAUCCAGGAGAAAUGAAAUCCCUCUGUUUCGAUUCAACACACCUGAACCCCACAGAAACACUAGAAGCGCAGAUAUCGACCCAAUGGAUCCUCAUCAGAUCCUGGUCCCACAGAGAAAGAUCUCUCUGUUUGGAUCUCAGCUGCAGCAGCAAACAGACUUUUCCCAUGUGCCCAAAGAACCCAUGAGAAUCAACCAGAACGACGUGGUCAACCCAGAUGACCCUCAUGCUAUGAUGGAUGCCAGGAGGUACGCAAGUCCUCGCUUCUAUAUUACAAAAUAACUGUGGUCCCACUGCUUGCAAACUGAAGACACGGGCAAAUAUAAUAGGCAAAAGGAACUGUCUGGCAUAUUCAGUUUGAAUGUUGAAAUGGCUACUGGAAAUCCUGGGAAGAAAUCCUUAAUUUUAAAUUUUGUACCUAUAAAUGACAGUUUCUGGAAAAACGAGUUGGUCAUUUUCCAGAUGGGGAUGUGCUUUACUGGAAAGAAGAUAAAUUUUUUAAAAGAAGAAUACAAACCAAACAUUUUAGGGUCUGAAUCACCACCGUAAGCAAGCAUCAGCAAAAACGCUAAUUCACCUGAAUGAAACAAGAAACCAAUGUUACGUUUCUGAUGUAACUGGGAAAAGCCCUGGAGCAUCUGAGAUGCCAACAAAGACAGGGAAUCCCUUACUAGCACCAUCCCUGGCUGUGCAAGCACAGCAGACAAACUGUUAUAUUAUUAUAUAAAAAUUACUAUUUAUGUUUUUCACUGCUAAAUUGGCUCUUCAGUCUCUUUUUAUGCCCAUAUGAGUAAAAAAGUGACCACUCUGCUGUCAUAGGAGCAGCACACAUGGAAAACUGGAGUAACUGACAGGAAAACAGGACAGGAUCAAAUGGCCUGGUGUAGAAAGAGUAAUUUCUGACACUUACUGAAUCCAAGCUGAGGUCUGAGAAAAAGAGUCUUACUGUCUCUCUAGUGCUUCUCUAUCAUACUUCUAUAUUGACUGAGUUCUACCAUCAUAAUAUGGAAACAUAAUGUAGAAACAUUAGUUUUGCAUAUUUCCAAGCCAGAGAGAAGUUCCAGGAUCAC